GAAGUUUUUUGUACGAUUAAAACACCAUGAAAGUGAUACUUUUUAUGUGUUUGGCGUUUUACGCUGUAGCAUCUGAAGAAUUAUAUUCAGAUCAGUAUGAUUACGUCGAUGUUGACAAAAUUUUGUCUGAUGACAAUCUCAGAGAACAAUAUUAUAAUUGUUACAUGGGAAAUUCAGUUUGCGUUACUCCUGAUGCUCAGUACUUCAAAGAAAUUCUUCCAGAAGCAGCUUUGACUAAAUGUGUCAAAUGUACCAACAAACAAAAAGAAAAUUUCGAAAAAAUAGCUGCUUGGUUUACAAAAAAUCAGCCGGACAAGUGGGAAGCCUACACGAAAAAAGCAGUUGAAUUUUAUAACGAAUCAAAAAAAGCGUAGGAAUAGUAAUAAGGUUGAACAAUUAUAUAAUAUUCAAUAUAACUAAAAUAUACCACCUCAAAGCCCCUGUUAUAAUUAUUAUUAUAAUUAAUAUCAUUACUGUAUCUUCUACAUCCUAAUUAUAUAAUUUAGUUGUUAACUCUGAAGUGUUUAAUAAAAAAUUUGAAGAAAGUAAUAUAAUGUA
Molecule: messenger RNA, 558 nt
Organism: Phymastichus coffea
Lineage: Eukaryota; Metazoa; Arthropoda; Insecta; Hymenoptera; Eulophidae
Product: ejaculatory bulb-specific protein 3-like
Exons: 2
Coding region: 27-374 (115 amino acids)
Source: RefSeq, a predicted model, not a curated record